This is a messenger RNA of Lotus japonicus, 1035 nucleotides long. RefSeq lists its product as uncharacterized. Gene Ontology annotation, cellular component: endoplasmic reticulum membrane; endoplasmic reticulum. Lineage: Eukaryota; Viridiplantae; Streptophyta; Magnoliopsida; Fabales; Fabaceae. Gene Ontology annotation, biological process: intracellular protein transport; endoplasmic reticulum to Golgi vesicle-mediated transport. The record is from RefSeq and is a predicted model, not a curated record. The coding region runs from base 163 to 828 and encodes 221 amino acids. The transcript has 2 exons.
AUUUGACCAGCACAGCACAACAUAAACCCUGUCUCAACCGACACGCUUCUUCACCUUCUUCUUCUUCUUCUUCUUCUUCUCACUUGUCAUUCUCUCCUUCGUUCUGCCAUUGAUAACAAACUCGAUUGUAGUCAUCAUCAUCAUCAUCAUCAUUAGAAGAAGAUGUUGCAGCUACUCUACACUGCGAUUUUCAGCGAAAUGCUUCUGAUUCUGACCCUCGUUUUCAAAACCCCACUCAGGAAGCUUGUCAUCGUUUCCUUGGAUCGUGUCAAGCGAGGUCGUGGCCCUAUCGUCGUCACCACUGUGGGUGUCACGUUGAUUAUCGUGCUUGCUUCCAGUCUCUAUAGCAUGGCGAAGAUCCAAGAACGUACCAUCGAGGCCGGUGUACUCAACCCCACCGAUCAAGUCCUCUUUUCCAAGCACUUGCUCGAAGCCUCUCUAAUGGGUUUUGUGCUGUUCCUCUCUCUGAUGAUUGAUAGAUUGCACCAUUACAUAAGAGAGCUUCGCUUGCUCAGGAAGACCAUGGAAGCUGUUAAGAAACAAAGCAGGAGUUUUGAUGAUGAUAAAAAUGGCAAUGCAGAGGAGCAUAAGGCAUUGGCAGAAGAAAUCAUGGCAUUGAAGUCUAAAGUUAAGAAACUGGAAUCUGAAUGUGAGGUGAAAGGUAAUAAGGCUAAGACUUUGGAAACUGAAGUAGAGGCUCUUAAGAAGCAGUCUGAGGGGUUCCUUAUGGAAUAUGAUCGCCUCUUGGAAGACAAUCAGAAUCUCCGGAAUCAAUUGAACACCAUUGACCAUAGCACUUUGAAUCUUGAUAACAAAAAGAGCAUGUGAAGGUUUAUGUUUCUGGAAAAACAAUUUUCUCUUUGUUUCAACUGCUGUUUGAGAUUUACAUGUUUUCUUAAUAGGUUGCAGUUGUAAAUUUGAAGUAUCUAAAAGCAGAGAUGAGCUAUGUGGAUUUAGUGAACUUACUGUACUUUAAAGCACCUCAGAUAUUGUUGACAAUGUUAAGUAAUAUAGGAAUGGAUAGUUAUUCCCUCA